Molecule: messenger RNA, 777 nt
Organism: Saccostrea cuccullata (small rock oyster)
Lineage: Eukaryota; Metazoa; Mollusca; Bivalvia; Ostreida; Ostreidae
Product: proteasome activator complex subunit 3-like
Exons: 1
Coding region: 6-722 (238 amino acids)
Biological process (GO): positive regulation of endopeptidase activity; regulation of proteasomal protein catabolic process; regulation of G1/S transition of mitotic cell cycle
Cellular component (GO): nucleoplasm; cytoplasm; proteasome activator complex
Molecular function (GO): endopeptidase activator activity
Source: RefSeq, a predicted model, not a curated record
CUAAGAUGGAUAUUAAAUUGGAUACUUUUGAUCCAAUUUGUGAGUACAAAGCUAGAUUAAUCUCUGAAGGUCAACGAUUAGCGACAGAUAUCCUUCCGGCCAAGUUUGUUGAAGUGGAUAAAAUGUAUCGCGAAAUAAAAAAUCUCAAGGUGUCUAAAACAAAUUCUGAAAGAAAGGAAGAAUUAAACAUUGGAACAGUUUUAAUAAACCGUUUUGGAAACAGUUCAACGAGAAGUAACUCUUCCUUGCGCCUGCAAGCAUCAGAAAUUGUUGAAAAUGUCAUAGGCUCAAAUCAGGUUCUUUUGGAAGUAAUAGAGAAACUGAAGCCCUAUAUUGAUGACCUUGUCAAUAGUUCAUGUGAUAUAAAAAUGUGGAUUACUCUCUUGAUUCCGAAAAUUCAAGACGGAAAUAAUUUCGGGGUGUCUGUGCAAGAAGCAGUAAUGGAAGAAGCCUCAUGUAUUGAACUGAAGGCAAAGUCUCUGAGAGAAUCGGGAACGGAUUAUUUUUUCUACAGGGCAAGGAUGAUUUCUAAAAUUAUAAAAUAUCCAGAAAUCAAUGAUUACAAAAUGGCUGUCAUAGAGUUUGAUUCUGAUGAGUUGCAAAAUCAGAUAAAUCUUUGUCGCUUUAUGCGAAAUGCGUAUGUAAAACUUCACGAUCUUGUGACAAAAAAUUUAGAUAAAAUUCAGAAUCCCCGAUCCGACCAUGGAAAUGAACUGUACUGAAUAUCAAUGCAAAUAAAUAAUCUUUUCUUUGUUUUUGAAGAAAGCAAUACCGAUC